AAUUCAUUAUUCCCAACAGUCCACCACACCAGUAUAAAUAACAUCAUCAUCACAUGUAAGCAGAAAACCACAACUCACAAAAAAGUUCCCAUCCAAUGGGAGCCUCAGUCAGACUACUCACUAUUUCAAAUCGCCACCAUCUCCCCACUUCUCUCUUCCUCAAAAAACUCAAUCACAAACCCCUUCCUUUAUCACCAUCUUCACUUCCAUCUCCCUCAAAAAUUCGCCCCAACAUUUUCUUAUCACAUCGCAAUCCAUCCUACCCACUUUCAAAAACUCCCUUCACAUCUCAAUUCUUGAAUCCCUUUAUAUCAAGCAAUCGUUUUGCAUCAGGAACCCAAGAAAGAUUAUUCGAUUGGCAUUUUGCUGAUGACAAUGAAAAGGGUAGUGAAAUUGGGGUGACACCCAAAGAAGGACCAAUUGUUACGGUUGUGAUGUUGGGCUGGCUUGGGUCAGAGCCUAAGCAUUUAAGGAGGUAUAUUGAGUUGUAUAACUCUAAGGGUAUUCAUGCUGUAACGUUUGUUGCUUCUGUGAAAGAUGUUCUUUCUUUUGACUUGGGCAAGAAAUUAGAACAGAGGAUUGCUGUGUUGGCAAAUGAACUUGCUUUGUGGUUGUCGGAAUCCGACGAGGAUGGUCGUGAAAGGUGUUUGUUUUUUCACACGUUUAGCAAUACUGGAUGGCUUGCUUAUGGUGCUAUUCUUGAGAAUUUGAAAAACAGACAGGAUUUGUUGGAAAAGAUCAAAGGAUGUGUUGUUGAUUCAGGUGGUGAUCCAGUUAUAAGCCCCAAGGUCUGGGCAGCAGGAUUUACUGCAGCCAUGCUGAAGAAGCGUAGCUCUUUUGCAUAUUCUUCAGAAGAAGCUGGAGAAGGAAAUGAAGUGGGAAGUCCAUUAACCUUAGGAAAAGUUCAAAUGAAGGGAGCGAUGUUGAUGGAAAUCCUUCUUUUUGCAGCACUUGAGAAACUCUUCUCGGUUCUUCUUAGUUUGCCUGACGUUAAUGAGCGGCUGACGAAGAUACUUUCUGUCCUUGUUAACAACCAGCCUUCAUGUCCUCAACUUUAUCUUUACAGUACAGCUGACAGGGUGAUUCCAUUUCAGUCAGUUGAAACUUUUAUUGAAGAGCAGAGGAAAAGUGGAAGAGAGGUUCACGCUUUCAACUUUGGCUCUUCUCCUCAUGUAGAUCAUUACCGAACUUUCCCAGACAAUUAUGUAUCUGUAUUACAGAAAUUUCUCCAAGAAUGUAUGCUCAUACCAAACGAAGUGCACAAAGUGAAAAGCCAGCCACAUCAAUAGAUCAAAGGAUGUUGAGGGUGGUAAACCUUUCGUUGUAGUCAUUAUUGAACUGCUUUAACUGGGAUGAUGUAUGUUAGGAGUUGCAAAUUAGUCUUGUGUGAAGUGGCUUGUCAAUUGCUACUCAGGCAAUAACAUUCUGCCUGCCUUUAAAUUCAUCCAUCCUUGGAUUUAAUGUCUUUGUGAAUGCAAUUCAUCUCAAUGCAAGCGUCCAAAUUCCACCGA
Molecule: messenger RNA, 1511 nt
Organism: Lycium barbarum (goji berry)
Lineage: Eukaryota; Viridiplantae; Streptophyta; Magnoliopsida; Solanales; Solanaceae
Exons: 4
Coding region: 96-1289 (397 amino acids)
Source: RefSeq, a predicted model, not a curated record